GAACAGAAUUCCCCCCUGUUGUCUUCUUCUGCUGUUUCCUUUUACCCUUUUGAUCUUCUCCCUCGAUUUCAUCUCGACAUUAGACUUGGUCCACCUGGCUUGGGUACUACGGAUAAUCCGACGAGCUCGCUUGUCGACACAUCUCAUCCCGGAGACGCCGCCAGCUACGCGUCGGAUGCUGUUUCGUUCUGAGUAGUGGAGGAGAACACCAUGGCUGCGUUGGUACAGACAAUCCCCCAGCAAAGUGGCACGGUUUCUGUGCUUCAAACUCGACCAUCAUCCUCUUCGGGCACCUUCACAACUUCCCCCCAACCCUCGCAACAACAAAACCCGCGGAACUCGACGAUGUCCUGGAAUCCAUAUAACAAUACCGGCAGUUCGGGAAACUACAGGGUAGGCCACCAGGUUGUGGCCCCCUACGCCUUUACCAGCACUCCCAACCUCUCGAAUUCACCCAACAUGCAAAACCGUCAGUCGCUGUCCCCUCAUCUGAGGCCAGAGCAUCGCACCUCUUCUGCCCCAUCCGUGUCUCCAGGGUCUGCAACUACUGCCAACAUCGGAGUCAACUCGCGUCUUGUCCAUCCUGCAGCUGGUUCUGUAUCCACUUCUUCCUCCAACUCCUCCGUCCACUCCCAUAUCUCGAAAGACGACUCCGCGAUCCCGACUAGACAGCUACGUGCUGAACCCCCCUUGCGCCCACUUUCUACCGUCAAUCUGCCCUCAUCUACUUCGUCGACCUUUAUGAACAUAUCCUCACCCACUGUCGCCCGCCCGUCCCCCGACCGUUAUCGUCGUGGGAACCGGCGACCGGAUACUGCAGCGGGCGCACAGCCCGCAUCAACACAGCCGAAUGGGCCUGGGUCGGCACGUACUGCACCGAUAGCCGUGGAUGACAGCUUUCUCCACUCGAGCGCCCCUGGUCUCUCGGCGACGGCACUAGAAAGCCCUCGCCGCACUGGGCAUGUUCGAGUGCCCAGUGCUGAUGAUACCUCGCGUGCAGACAAACCCCAGACAGAGUUAGCCAAGCGGUAUCGGCGCCGGAGCUGGGGCAACAUUGAUAAUGCCGGUCUCAUUAAUAUGCAGCUGCAUUUGCCCACGUCGUCCCCAACCCCGACAACAGGUGGGCAUGAUUAUUUUGACCAGAGCGCCCGACCCCGAUCGGCCCAGUCUCACAGAGAUGUUCAGGGAAGCAUUCCGUCCUCCCAUUCCUCAACCUCAUCUGUGCGUGAUGCGGGACAUGCUGAGUCCGCUUCCUCGUCCAGCAAGAGUGGCAAUAAGUUAGAUGACACCAAAAGAUCGACCAAGCCCUCGCCGCUGUCUCAACCGGUUGAGGUUGAUUCCAAGCCCCCGACUCCAAAGGCAUCGCAACCCGCUACCAACCCGAAGCCGAUUCCCACGGAGAGUCUUGCUACACAACGCCUUGCUGAAAUCACACAGGGCGACAUCAAGCGGCCAGGGAAGUCUAGACUGAGGAGAGCCUUCUCCUUUGGCAGCGCGUCAGAACUUCUUAAGGCCUCUUCGCAAAGCAAGAAGGAAGCUUUGGCUAUAGAGAAGGCUCGCAGGGAGCUACUACAAGAAGAGCUGGGCCCAGAACAGGCGGCUAUAGCCGAACAGCAGGAAGCGAGCGGCUUGGGCGAGAGCAUUUAUUCCUCCCAUCAUCAGGGCCGUAUAUUCAACAGUUCCACAGACAAUCUUUCCGUUUCAUCGACAGCAUCGUCCGCCUCGAUCAUGCUUCGCAAGAUGGGAAAGGGGAUGAAACGAUCAACGCGGUCGUUGGUGGGCCUGUUCCGCCCAAAGUCGGUAGUGAGCACAUCCUCAACCGAUGGCGUCAUUAUUCAGCCAAUGGCGCCCCAGUUGUCGAUGGUCAAUAUCGAGGCGGAGAGGAAAAGUACUGCCGUCACCUCAGAUUCGCAGGACCAUUCGCUUAGUAGCUCAUUGCUUCCUAAGUUGGAUUCUGAGACACAGAAAGCUGCGAGCCAUGAAGAUGGUGCCCUUGACAAGUCCCAGUCGCGUAAAAGCAUUGUCGGAGGAGACAAGGAGCGGGCAGAGGUCCUAGCAGCUGUGAGGAAGGGCAUACUCAAAAAAACCUACUCUGACCCGACCAACCACACCUAUACGGUCAAAUCAUCUGAGAAUUCGACCGGCAAUGACUCGCCGCAUUCCAGUGUUCCCAGCACCCCUGAGGACCAGACCCGGUCUGGUAAUAGGCGAUCCGAUGCGGUGAAGAUUGCUGGCGAGGAUGACUAUCUAUCAGAAGGACGGUUCCUCACUUCAGAGGCGAAGAGUGCACCUGUCACACCACAAGCUAUGAUGCCAAAGAGUCUCGUUUUCAGCCCUCGCAUUCAGUUUCACGAGACAUGGCCGAGUGGAGAGUACGAUCGACGAGGUGACAUUGCAACGUGUAACCGGUUGACUCCGCUACUUGCACAGCAAAUCAAGGAAGAGCUGAAUAACUUCAAGAUGGAGAUGGAGGUCCAUGAGACAUCAAAAAUUUAUACUCACUUCCUCUGAGUCGCUGCAUUUCGAAAGGCGUUCUUACUGCGUGUCUUGUUAUUUACCCUCAGGAGGAGUGUUGGAUCUAUCAACGGCAUGGUAUUAAGCCUUGGUG
Aspergillus ibericus CBS 121593 is the source of this 2608-nucleotide messenger RNA. RefSeq lists its product as uncharacterized. NCBI's taxonomy places the organism in Eukaryota, Fungi, Ascomycota, Eurotiomycetes, Eurotiales, Aspergillaceae. Gene Ontology annotation, biological process: actin cytoskeleton organization. The record is from RefSeq and is a predicted model, not a curated record. Gene Ontology annotation, molecular function: actin binding. The transcript is spliced from 4 exons. The coding region runs from base 211 to 2511 and encodes 766 amino acids.